AACAACUUCCGCUCCUUCUCUGCUGCGGAAUGAGAAGAGAAACGUUUUUCGAAGGUUUGGUAAGGUUUCCGGGAACGUUUCCUCGGUUCACAGCGCGGAGAAACUUCAAUGGAGCAUGAUCAUGGAGACAGUUUGGACUGGUCGAUGGAACGACGAGUGGAAGGUUUGGUGAACAAACAUAUGGCGGACAUCGCUGUGGAGAGCCUCCAGCAAAGGCUGACCGCUGUGUCCGAUGAGAUGCACAGUCUGGUCGAACACGUCUCCAGACGCUCAGGUGAGGAGUUCAAAGACGAGUCGCGGAGAGGGGACGUUAGCCUAGGCGUGGAGCCGCAACUCUUCUCAGCCUGCAGCUCAGGAUCCGCUGACAAGUUGAUCUCCGCCCCAGCCACAGAAACUGCAGCUCAGCGGAAGAUCAUCGCCCUGCUGGUAGAGAUCAAAGACGAGCAGCAGAGGCAGUGGGCAGUGCUCAGGGAUCUUCAGGCCCGACUGCAGGGUCAGACUGGAUAUGAGGAGGAGGAUGUGGAGGCUCUGGAUAUGGAUCUCCCCUUGAGGACCCUAGAGCAGCUGGAUGAGAUGGAGAGACGGCUGGAGGAGCCGGGAAUACAGAAAAAAAUGGUGUCUUUCCUGUCCCGGAUGGGCGGGGCUACAAUCGAUGAUGCAGUGAGACGUCUCAUGCAAGCUGUGCUUUCAUUCGCUGUGGGUUCUGAGCUAAACUGGGUGGGCCGUGGACAGAAGAGGAGCUUCAGGAACACUCGCCUCCAAGGGGUCCUCUUCCGGGCUCUGAAGCGGACACCGGUGGGUAAGGAGGCCACUCAUCACCAGUACGCUGACGUGGUGAAGAAGUGGCUGCGGUUUGCCCCUUUCAGACAAGGAGGGAGCGGCCGUCGCUGCUGCAAACCUCCUGUGGAGUCUCCGGAUUCUGAGGAAGUUGACAGUUUCAACCAGAGCUGCACACACUGACGUUUACCUCCCUCUUGAAAGCAGGGGUUUCCACCCCAGUACAAACUGUUCACAUGUGAAGAAAUCCACACUGCACAUGAAAUCUGCUGUUAUGAUAGAAAUAUUAGAGAUACUUGCAUACUGCACACUCUGUUAUUUUCCUUCCUCCACAGUGUUAAUAGAGCAGAUAUGUAUUUUAAAUGAGCUGAGAUGAUAGUUUCAUACACUUCAGUGAGCUGUGUCAGGGAAAGUAAACCUGACAACAGUGUGCCUUCACAAACUUCACUUCAUAAAGUGAAACAAAAAAUCAUACCAUCAACACACGAGUCAUGGAUCUUAAUGGAGAGUAACCUGAGGCAGGUGUUUGAAAGGAUCAUAUUCCAGCUGGAUGUCACCUGGUGGGGGACAGGGGAAAUCUUCUCACACCUCAACCCACAGCCGGGACCAAAACUAUAUUACAACAGGUACAGGUACAACAGGUGGCAUUUUUUCCAUUGAGUGAAUUGAAUGUAAGUUUUUAUAGUAAAAUUAAAUUCUCCCAGGUCAACACAAACCUUAUCAUACAGAUGCAUUUUGGAAUGCACAACUUUAGUAAACAGCACCUGAUCUGUUAUUAUUUAAUUUUUAUUUGUUUAUUUCUCCUUGUUUUUUUUAUUAUUACUGCGCAUGCGUUUUCUGCAGCACAGGCCAGUCUUUCAUCAACCAAUCACUGCGGUUCCUCCAAGCAAGCUCAUCCAUGAAAAUUAAGGUCAGCCAUCGCAACAGAGUCGCACUUUUAGUUCAAGAGUUUUUGCUUUUCCUUAGUAAAAGUUGUUCUCAGCAGCUUUGUGAAGAGGACUUAGGAGAAAACUUUCUGUGACUUAAGAGAAGUCUUAGUGGUAAGAUAAAAUGGUCUUUGCUCGUUCACUCAGUGCACAUCAGUCUCGGUUGUUUAUAAUGGACAGUGCAGUAUAGUCUAUAUGAUUUUCUGUGUAUAUGUUGGUUUUGUUUCACAUUUUUUACAUCAACACUGUUUCUGUUUACAUCUUAUUGGCUAGAGCAGCUUUGUAACUACUGAGGGAGAGAAUCUGCACAGUGGGUGUUCACAGUUUGUCCUGUAGGGGUGAUAUUAUCACAGCAUUUGCCUUAACGUUUGAUGGCCCUCUGGCUCAUUGAGUCACAUCAGUCAGAUCAGUAACAUCAAACUGUAUAUGCAGUUUUUCACUAAGAUGAAUGUUUCCUGGGAGACGUGUCUCCAUGACAACAAACGCAAACAUGCCCAAAUUAAACACUGGUGAGAUUUUUAUGCUCAAUGGAUUAUUCUAUAUUUUGUUUCUACAUUGAUUAAAUUAUUUCUGUUGCAUAGCAGUUAAUUUUUAAUGAGUACAAGUCAAUGUAAAUAUGGACACGUCAUUACAUUCUCUGUGUCAUGUUCAUCAUGUUGUCAGAAGUUUCCUACAAAUCUUACCUUUGCUGUUAUAAUAUCAUUAGUAACUUUCUAACUAAAGAAAAUUUAUAAUUUGUGUAUUAUAUGUAUUAUUCACAGUGGAGAUGUAUAACUGCAGUUUGUUUUUUGAUGUAAUGUUUUAAGAACACAUGAAAUAACCAGUUUGUAAUCUGGUUAUACAGAUUAUACAGAGAAUUCAGGAAGUAUUCAGACCCCUUCACUUUAUUCACGUCGUAAUUUUCUAUUCAGACACUUAGCUGAAGGGUAUGUGUAUGUAUAUGUGUACAUGUAUACAGAAGUGUGACUAAUUAAAGGAAACCCCUGUGUAAGUGUCUUUCCACUGUCACUUACUGCAGGUGCGUGCCGGUGCAAUUAAUUGACGCGCACUGGGCUUGGCUCCCAAUAAACA
This is a messenger RNA of Seriola dumerili (greater amberjack), 2774 nucleotides long. RefSeq lists its product as uncharacterized. The transcript has 4 exons. NCBI's taxonomy places the organism in Eukaryota, Metazoa, Chordata, Actinopteri, Carangiformes, Carangidae. The coding region runs from base 109 to 960 and encodes 283 amino acids. The record is from RefSeq and is a predicted model, not a curated record.